CUGAGACGGAGAAGAAAGCCUUACACUUUACCUUAAGGUUUGAUCUGUAUGUAUUUACGGUUGCGGAUACUGUACCUCAUCGUAUUUACAUCCUGCGAGCGUCUGACCUGGUAUCACGUUGCUCUUCGCCUUGAUUGAGUUCCAGGAAAAUACCCCUACAACUUGAAGGAAUGUCCAGCAGGAAGCGAAAACCCAACUGGACGGACCAGGAGUGUCUUCUUCUUGCUCAAUUAAUGCAGGAGCGGAAAGACAUAGUCCGAGGCAAGUGCAGCACUGGAGUUUCAAUAGAGGAUAAAAGACAAGCCUGGGAGGAAAUAGCCCAAGCCAUCAAUACUGCCUUUCCACAGGUUCAGCGUACAGUUUCUGACUGUAACAAAAAGUGGGAAAAUCUUCUGGCAAAGUCAAGGGAGGAGAUCAAACGCCAGAGAAGACAAGCAAGUACAGACGGCCUGUCCCAUGAACAAUUCAGUACUGUGACUCAAGUAGUGAUUUCUGUGAUGAACCUCUCAGACAUGCUGCAACAGGAUAGAGACGACUCUUCAAUUUCAGAGUUGGCGGAAACUCAACAAGACAGCCGUGACGAAGACGGACAUGACCACAACAUAGAUGAAAGAUUCACAAACAAACAUCCACUGAGAGAGCUCGAGCUUCCUACAUAUCCAAAUCCAUCCACUCCUCCAACACAACCAAAUUUGGCCUCUUUUACUAAUGUCCCUAAAUCCCCCGCAGUGCAGUUUAGUACUCAUUGUGCUGCUGGCUUCACUGCUUCUGCAGAGCGACUACGUACUCCCUGCUCUACGUCUCCACCCUCAGUACACUGCACAACUUUGCAAGAACGAAUGGAUUUGGAAAUGGCUGUGCUGAGAAGACAAGAGGCAGUCCUCAAGCUUCAAGAGGAAUAUUACACACUAAAAAUAAAGCUGAUGAAAAAGCAAAUGGAAGGGCCACAUACAAACAACUGAAGUAGUUGUAUAUACAUUGUAUUGUAUAAACAUGAUUUUGUGUUUAGCUGAAGUCGUCAGUGUUCUCUUUAAAAUAAAAUAUCUCUGUUCAUCUGUUUCUGUAUCUCUGUUUAAGGCUAUGGUCCAACAGCAGUUUUGUCUGCACCAGGCAUCCAGGCACCCGUAUGACAGUGAAAAUGAAGGAAUUCAUCAUGUUUGGUUCCUCACUUUACAUUAUUACCACUUCAGAGUCUCAGACUGAUAAAUUACUGCAAUAUAGUAUAAUAAAAACUGUAAUGAACCAGAUUUAAUUUGUUUUCAAAUACACCUUUAUGAUCAUAUCUAGGGUAAAAUAUAGGUUUUGUGUAAAUCAUUUAUUGCUUUGAAUACUGUUUUUGUUGACUGAAAACACUGAUCCGAUUUUGCGGAUAGCUGAUCAUAGUUAUUGAAAUACAAUGAUGAGCGUAUAGCUUAUACUUAGUACAAAGAGAACAAAUGGCACAUUAACAAAAGUUCAUAUAACCUUGAAAUAUUUCCCCAGGUGAAUGUCAUGUGCCAUAUAACUGAGGAAUUAAAACAAUUAACUUCUUGAAAUCACAUGUUUUCUUUGUAGGAAGUAUAGUUAAGUUAAGUCCAACUACAGUUUUACACUGUGAGAAAUGUAGUUUUUUACUUACUUUUUAGUUUUUUUUACUGAUUCAUGCCAUUUACUCCUAAGUGGGAAUUUGGAAGCUGUAAAUGUUUGACAUAUACCAAUUUACAUAUUUAUGAAAAUUGAACUUGGUCAGGCCAGUGCAAGUAAAGCUAAAAUAAUGUCCUGUCUAGACAAAUGUAGUAAUUUGUGCGUAAUAUUUUUCAUAAAUCCGUUUAUUUGUAAGUGACUGGGUUUGGCACCCAGAUGUAAGCAGUGGGGCCCAGAGUGUUGAAUAAAAGUCUGUUAUUUGC
This is a messenger RNA of Micropterus dolomieu (smallmouth bass), 1886 nucleotides long. RefSeq names its product myb/SANT-like DNA-binding domain-containing protein 4. NCBI's taxonomy places the organism in Eukaryota, Metazoa, Chordata, Actinopteri, Centrarchiformes, Centrarchidae. The record is from RefSeq and is a predicted model, not a curated record. The transcript is spliced from 4 exons. Gene Ontology annotation, cellular component: nucleus. The coding region runs from base 171 to 962 and encodes 263 amino acids.